This is a messenger RNA of Oncorhynchus nerka (sockeye salmon), 1360 nucleotides long. Its product is annotated as neuropeptide FF receptor 1-like. The transcript is spliced from 3 exons. Lineage: Eukaryota; Metazoa; Chordata; Actinopteri; Salmoniformes; Salmonidae. Bases 33 to 1316 code for a protein of 427 amino acids. The record is from RefSeq and is a predicted model, not a curated record. Gene Ontology annotation, biological process: cellular response to hormone stimulus; G protein-coupled receptor signaling pathway. Gene Ontology annotation, cellular component: plasma membrane. Gene Ontology annotation, molecular function: peptide binding; neuropeptide receptor activity.
CAUGGGAACUUCAACUGACCACUACUCUUUACAUGACCUCUGACCUCUUACUAUCCACAAACCUCACCAACGUCACCAACUGCACCAACACCAACUCCAGCUGCACCGUCUCUAGCGUCAAGCUCUCGCCUUAUUACCAACACUCCCUGACAAUAGCAGCCAGCUACACCCUGGCCUACCUGUUCAUCUUCCUGCUGUGCAUGGUGGGUAAUGGCCUGGUGUGCCUCAUUGUUGUGAGGAACCGUCACAUGCGGACGGUCACCAACCUCUUCAUCUUCAAUCUGGCUAUCAGUGACCUGCUGGUGGGCAUCUUCUGCAUCCCCACCACGCUGGUGGACAACCUCAUCACAGGUUGGCCCUUUAGCAAUGCAGUGUGUAAGCUAAGUGGUCUGGUACAGGGGAUAUCAGUGGGUGCAUCAGUAUUCACCUUGGUUGCCAUCGCUGUGGACAGAUUCCGCUGUAUUGUUUACCCCUUUAAGCCCAAGCUAACCCUUCUUGUUGCUAAGGCAACUAUAGGGCUGGUAUGGGCUCUUGCGUUGGUUAUCAUGCUUCCGUCGGCUGUGAUGCUGAUGGUGGAGCAAGAGGAGGGUCACUACAUGGUAUCCAGUGACAACCAGACCUACCCUCUCUACUACUGCUAUGAGACCUGGCCUGACCCGGAGAUGAGGAAGGUUUACACCAUGGUCCUGUUCACACACAUCUAUCUGAUGCCCCUGGCUCUCAUCAUGAUAAUGUAUGGCUGCAUUGGGGCCAAGCUCUACUCUACAGCUGUUCUGUCCAGUAGGGGGCACCCGGACGUCAAGUCCCCCAUCUCCCAGAGGAAAGUCAAAGUGGUUAAGAUGCUAAUUGUGGUGGCCCUCCUCUUCAUGCUGUCCUGGCUGCCACUCUGGACCCUGAUGCUCCUCACAGACUACGCCAGACCUGAAGGGGACCAGCUGGACCUUCUGACAGGCUACAUCUUCCCUUUCUCCCACUGGCUGGCCUUCUCCAACUCCAGCAUCAACCCCAUCAUCUAUGGCUACUUCAAUGAGAACUUCAAGAAGGGCUUCCAGGCUGCCUGUCACCCUAGAUCAUGUUGCAGCGUGGUCCCUCAGGGGCAGGUGGUGAGCAAGGCUCAGCGGAGGCACAAUGCCAGAGCCCCCCGGAACACAGCCCUCAGUGCCAACUUUCUCACCACCCUGGGGGUGAGGAACCGCAUCUACACCGACAGCGACCUGAUGGGCUGCGUGUCUCUGGAGAUGGAGCAGAGGAAGGAGGAAGGCUCUGCAGAGGCUCCUGGGCAGAGGGAAGUAACAGUAACAGUAGAGUGUCAAUAAAAAGGGGUGUUCAUGCAGAGGAUGUGGAUAGACUCUUUUCAAUG